AUGGCCAGAGUCCCAGACAUGUUGCUGAGAGACAUCAGUGAGGAAGAGAUGGAGAUGGAGUUCUCAUUCAGCAACGAGAUCUCCUUCUACGAGUCUGUCCAGCGCGCAGAUAUCCUUUGCGUUCUAGAAGAUGCCGCAUCCAAGCCCGGCAUGCAGCCACCGAGACGGAGAAGGCCCAGCCGCAGCAGGCUGUUCACAGAUGCCGACCUGGGCGAGAUGCUGAGCACCAACUUGGUGGGAGGUCCAUCCUCCUUUGCUGAAGCCAGCCUUGUGUCUUCGGGGCUUCCGUCUACUUACACCUAUGUCAAGGUGCAAAGGUGGAACAUCCAAGACCUUGACAACAAGUGCUUUUUCCUGGAUGGGACACCAGGGCAGCCCAAGCUCUUUGCCUUGCACAUACAAGCAAACGACAAGCCAGUGCAACUGGACCUGCGUUUCUAUCGCUCACUGCUGGGCAGCGAUGCCAAGUCUGGGCAGCUGGUCGCUCUGGACAUUGUAGACAGCAAACUGUACUUGACGUGCAUCAAGGAGGGAGACGGGUGCCACCUGCAGCUGGAGGAAGCAGAGAAGCCCCUGAGCGAAAUCUCCGGAGACAACCAGAAGUUCCUCUUUUAUUACAAGCCCACCAGCAAGACCAGCACAACCUUCACUUUCCAGUCCCUGGUCUGUCCCGGGUGGUACGUGGCUACCCCAAAAGAUAGCGGCUACGGGUUGAAGGAGCGGGGCAUCGGUCGGUCCCAGAGCCAAAAGAACAUGAUUUCCCCAGGGAGAAACCCCUUGAUGGAACAGUUAAGCCGGGAAGGGGGGGUUCCAUUGUCUCUGGAUGGUGCGAUGCGGCUGCCAGAUCUCUACCUAGGGCCCAACUUUGAUAGAGGGACUGGGGUGGGAUGGGGGUCUCCAGGAAUUGGGGGCGCCUCUGAGGACUUUUCCUGUCUCUCUCUCUCUAUCUCUCCUGCAGCAGCAGCAGUGGAGGAGCGGCGGCAGAAGCUGCAAGAAUAUUUAGCUGCCAAAGGAAGGCUGAGACCUCCCAGCACCAAGCCCUACUUGAAGGACAACAGCAGGCAGAAGAAUCCAGCUCCCUCCAAAGCACAGCCUACUGUUGGAUCCCGGAAAAACAUUGCCCCAAGCACAGCCAAAAGUGCAUCGACCAGGGAGGCAAAGGGGUCGGGACCUGCUAGCAAAGUCCUUCCAGAUAAGCCUCCCAGGGCUCUUGUGCAUCGGGAGCCAAACAAUGCACCCACACAACUUCCAAGGAAGGGGGGGCCACUACUUCCUCUUCCCUCAAAGCCCCCUGCCAGAAAACACCCCGAGAAGCUGAUCAGCAGGAGCUCAUCCGCUGGACAUUGCUUAGGCAGGACGAGAGAACCUGGAAAGCAGGUGUUGGCCACAGCAUCCGGGACGUCAAACGUCCUUUCAGGCUCGAGCAAGGCAGAGCGGGAUAAAGAGAACUCUGGACUGAAGCAGGUUGGGCAGCCUCGGAAGAGAGAGACGUCUCGUUUCAGCCUCCAAGCCAAAUUCCAAGUUGGCUCAAAACCGCCCGUGAAGAACGCCAAGCAGGCUGUGGGGAACAGCACCCUUUCGAAAAACCACAGGGCUGCUGCGGCACAGGUUAAACCCAGAGCACCCUUAGGUGGUCCUCAAGGGCAAGUCCACUGCAACACAGUGGCGCCAACUUCACCGCCCCGUGGACGGCCCUCGGCUGUUUCUAGGCCAGGAGUCGGAGGCCAAAAUCCCAGAUUAAUAAAACAGCCUGCUGGUCUUCCUGUGCCCAGAGGGUCUCUGGCUGGGAGGGAAGAAAAAGCGUCAUCCUCUUCCUUGGGGAUUCUACAGAGGGGUCGGUCCAGGCCUCAGGCCGGUGCUCUGCAGGAGAGAACGCUGCCCAGCCACUACGGGGCUUUGCAGAGGAAGCGGAAGGCCACUCCGGAGAGGCGUCGUCCAGCAGCGCCUGGUGGCACCAAGCAAAACAGAAGCCCGGCAGGGAGGGAACCGGGCAGCAAGAAGUUCAAGCAAUCGCCCAGGACUUCCGAGCCAAAAUCCAGGCACAGAGCCUCGGAGCAGGGCUCUGGAGGACGUGGGAGAGCAAAGCAGCCGGCGAGGGAGACAGGCCAAGAGUCCAAGACCCCAGGGACUCGGGAUCGGAGGAAGCUGCUAGAGGAGUGGUUGGCAUCCAAAGGGAAACGAUACAAGCGGCCCCCGGUGACCUUCCCCGUUAAAAGGCGGCCCCCGCCCAAGGAGCAGGCGGCCCUGAACCGCUCCUUCUGGGACUGCAUAGAGGAAGAGAUGGAGCAGCAAAAGGUGGCACAGGAAAUCGCCAGCACCUUGGCAGAGUGCGCGAAGCUGGCAGACGAGGGGGUUCCUUCGGAAGAGCUCCUGGCUAUGCUGUCCCACAUCCCAGAGGCAGAGAAGUUUGCCCGGUUCUGGGCCUGCAAGGCGAAGCUGUUGGCCCGCCAAGGCCCGUUUGAUGCAGCCGGGCUGUACCGUGCUGCUGCUAGCGCCGGAGCUGUGCCGCUGCGAGAGUUGAGAGAUGCCCUUGUUGACACUCUGAAGCAUUCCAGUCAAGCCUGGGGUAAGCAGUGGAUCAGGCCAAGGGCCCAUCUGGUCCAGCAUCCUGUUCUCACAGUGGCCAGCCAGAUGCCUUUGGGAACCCUGGAUCUCGUGACCCCUUUCUCAAUCCCCAAAGUGGCCAUGGGCUGUUUGAUUCAUGCCUGCUUUCCUUCAGCAGAGGCAGCUCCCUGUUCUUCAGAGUUUUCCAAGCAGUGCUCAUCGAGAAAGCUGUCAACCCCUGCUGAACUCCGACUUCCCGGCAAGGAGCAGGUGCAGAGCAAUGGGCAAGGACCGGUUUGCCAGCCUCUUUCAGCAAUCAAGCUCCAAGUGGCAUCGCUGCCCAGAGCCAAGGAGCCGAGUGCGAGGCCGGGCCUGAAGCUCUUGACCCCCGUCCGGCGGUCCCUGCGAAUAGAGCGGGCGUCUGCCCGCUACCCACAGAUGCUGAGGGACCACGACCCCGUCGUGUCCUGUCUGGACGAAAUCAUGGACGCAGAGGACGGCUGUGGCUUCAUCUUCCGCAAGAACGAAGCUUUGCCAGAGACGGUGGAGGUGGAGGGGUUUCUGCCACAGACCCUGGAGCCAACCUCCCCAGCCCCAUCCGUGCGCAGGCCCCUUUUCUGUUAGAGCUGCAUCGGCGGACUGGAUACGUGGGGUCACAGCAUGGGACGCUUUUCAGAAUAUAUAAGCAUCUUUAUUCUUGAAAUGAUUAAAAAAAGAAAACAACCUU
Lacerta agilis (Sand lizard) is the source of this 3271-nucleotide messenger RNA. RefSeq names its product cytoskeleton associated protein 2 like (gene CKAP2L). Gene Ontology annotation, molecular function: cytokine activity. The transcript is spliced from 16 exons. NCBI's taxonomy places the organism in Eukaryota, Metazoa, Chordata, Lepidosauria, Squamata, Lacertidae. The coding region runs from base 1 to 3168 and encodes 1055 amino acids. Gene Ontology annotation, cellular component: cytosol; mitotic spindle; centrosome. Gene Ontology annotation, biological process: inflammatory response; immune response. The record is from RefSeq and is a predicted model, not a curated record.